This is a messenger RNA of Dufourea novaeangliae, 2802 nucleotides long. Its product is annotated as probable 2-oxoglutarate dehydrogenase E1 component DHKTD1, mitochondrial. The transcript is spliced from 13 exons. Bases 1 to 2802 code for a protein of 933 amino acids. Gene Ontology annotation, biological process: tricarboxylic acid cycle. The record is from RefSeq and is a predicted model, not a curated record. Gene Ontology annotation, molecular function: oxoglutarate dehydrogenase (succinyl-transferring) activity; thiamine pyrophosphate binding. Lineage: Eukaryota; Metazoa; Arthropoda; Insecta; Hymenoptera; Halictidae.
AUGCACGCGAUUUUACGAAACAUUCCCAAGCAUCAUCCGUGUUAUCGGUGGAUAAAUUGUCCUCCGAUUUCCGGACGCGACAUUUACCGACCGAGCACCUAUGUUCGUUCGUAUCACAGUGAAAAUGGUGUGUACGGCUAUAAACCGAAGGCGGCACGACAGUUCGAAGUACCGAAAAAUUAUCUGGAAACACGAUCGAAGAACAGUAACUUCUACAGACUGGUCACCGCGUACAGGGAAUUCGGUCACAAACAAGCCGAUAUAGACCCAAUCUCCCCAACGAGACCGAUUCCACUGGCAGAAUUAGAUCCGGAAAAGUUUGGACUGCGUUUAACGGAUAAAGUUUCCUUCGAAGGGAUCCUAACGACCAACAAAAAAGAAGGAACAGUGGAAGAGGCUUUAAAAUUUCUGAACGAGACCUACAGCGGGACAGUAGGUCUCGAGUUCAGUUACUUACAGACCGAGGAGGAGAGAGAAUGGUUCGCAGAAACCGUAGAGAGAAGUAUGGCCGAUCGUUUGACGGACGAAACGCGAUUGGCGAUCGCUAAAGAAAUGCUGAAGAGCCAAGCGUUCGACAACUUUCUGGCCAUCAAGUUCGUCAGCCUGAAACGUUACGGGGGCGAGGGUGCCGAAAGUAUGAUGGCCUUCUUCCAUGAGUUUUUCCAAUUGUGUGCAAACGACGGCUUGAAGUACAUCGUCCUCGGUAUGCCACACCGAGGUCGACUGAACCUCCUCACUGGUAUGCUAAACUUGCCACCGGAGAAGUUGUUCUGGAAACUUCGCGGUUUCUCUGAAUUUCCCGAUGGAGUGAAAGCAACCGGCGACGUGAUCAGUCACUUGGUGUCCUCCACCGACCUCGACAUCGACGGACGAAACCUUCACGUGACCAUGCUGCGGAAUCCAUCCCAUUUAGAAGCCGUGAAUCCUGUCUCCAUGGGGAAGACUCGAGGAAUGAUGCAGGCUUUUAAGGACGGAGCUUACAGCGAGAACGUGGAUAGACGAUGGAGCGAUAAAGUGUUGAAUAUUCAGGUUCAUGGAGACGCCGCUUAUGCUGCCCAAGGUGUCGAUCAAGAAUGUUUAGCCUUGUCCUCGGUUCCACACUUCGAGAUAGGCGGAACGAUUCAUUUGGUCGUCAACAAUCAACUGGGUUUCACAACACCAGCAUCUAGAGGAAGAUCGUCGAGAUACUGCACGGAUUUGGCGAAGAUGAUCGAGGCUCCGGUGAUUCACGUUAACGGGGACGAUCCUGAGAUGGUCGUUUAUGCUACUAGACUAGCGUUCAUGUACCAGCGAACGUUCCGGAAAGAUGUCUUCGUAGACCUAAACUGUUUCAGGAGAUGGGGACACAACGAGUUGGACGAUCCUCUGUUUACGAACCCUGUUAUUUACAAAAUUAUACAAAAUCGCUCAUCGGUACCGGAUCGUUACUUAGAUAAACUGGUAAAGUGCAAUAUCUUUACCGUGGAGAAGGCUAGAGAAACCGUUGACAACUACACCGCUUGGUUGAAUCAAACUCUGAAACAGGUGGACAGUUAUGUCCCAGAACCUACGUACUUUGCAGGUCUGUGGACAGGGUUACGGCAAGCUGAUGCAAAUGUGACGCAAUGGGACACUGGUGUGGACGUGAGUCUACUGAGAUUCAUUGCCGAAAAGAGUGUCCGUGUUGACGAUGAUUCGACCGUCCACCCACAAUUAAUGAAGGGUCACAUUCAAUCCAGAUUGAAAAAAGUGACCAAUGGCGAUCGGUUGGACUGGGCAACUGCCGAAGCUUUGGCUGUCGGAAGUCUGUUGUAUCAAGGCUACAAUGUUAGAAUAAGUGGGCAGGAUGUGGGUCGAGGAACGUUUUCCCAUAGACAUGCCAUGCUCGUUGAUCAAUCGACAGGAAACAUACAGAUCGCUCUAAAUGGAAUGAUUAAGGGUCAAACGGGAAGGUUAGAGUUAGCUAACAGUAUUCUGUCGGAAGAAGCAGUCCUGGGUUACGAAUAUGGAAUGAGCAUAGCUUUACCGACAACCUUGACCAUCUGGGAGGCACAAUUUGGAGAUUUCUUUAACGGAGCACAGAUCAUCGUCGACACCUUUGUGACUAGCGGCGAAGCAAAAUGGAUGUUAAGCAGUGGUCUAACUAUGCUUCUACCACAUGGCUACGAUGGUGCUGGUCCUGAACAUAGUUCCUGUAGAAUAGAGAGAUUUUUACAGCUUACGGAUAGCAAUGAGAACAAGCCUGAUGGUGAUGAUGUGAAUAUGCACGUGGUGAACCCUACCACCCCAGCGCAAUACUUUCAUUUGCUCAGGAGACAGAUGGUAAGACACUUCCGGAAACCUUUAAUAGUAGCGGCUCCUAAAAUAUUACUACGUCACAGUGCUGCGACAUCAUCGCUAGAAGACAUGGGACCGCGAACCAGGUUCAUGAACGUUAUAGGGGAUGAGAAAGCGGCAAAGGCAGACGUGGAUAAGGUGAUUUUAAUGAGUGGUAAACAUUUUUAUGCUCUCGAUAAUUACAGAGAUACCACAGGACAGAAGAAUGUAGCAAUCAUUAGGCUAGAGAGUCUGUGCCCCUUUCCAGUGUAUGAAUUAUUACAAGAGCUUGACAGAUAUAAAAAUGCAAAGGCUUUUAUAUGGAGCCAAGAAGAACCACAAAAUAUGGGUCCAUGGAGUUUUGUGAAACCUCGUUUCGAAAAUUUAUGCGGUAGACGCUUACAGUAUUGCGGUCGUAAACCUAUGGCUGCACCAGCUGUGGGUGAAGGCCAAGUGCACCAGCAGGAAACUCAGGAAGUUAUUGUUAAACCGUUCAGUAUGAAUUGA